UACAUUUUAUUUUGGUAGUGGGCGGAAAUGAUUCCAGUUUCUCUUCCGGGGUGAAGAGUCACUGUCCGGGAGGAAGAUGGCGGCACCGGACGAGUUGUUUUGCUGGGAAGGAGACUGGGGUUUACCGUCCGUCAGCACCGACUGCCUGGUGGUCCUGGCCUACGCUCAGUUCGCAGGAGCUCCCCUCAAACUCCAUAAGAUGUCCAACCCCUGGCGGAGUCCUGGCGGUUCACUUCCUGCUCUGAGGACCAAUCAGAAAGACACUCUGACCAGACCCUCUGACAUCAUCAUACACCUCAGGAAACAGAAGUACAACGCGGACUACGACCUGUCGGCCAAAGAAAGCGCAGACAGUCUGGCCUUCAUCUCUCUGAUGGAGGAGAAACUGGCGCCUGCCCUGAUCUACACUUUCUGGGUCGAACCGAAGAACUACGUGGACGUGACUCGCCGCUGGUACGCCGAGCACAUGCCAUUCCCUCUGAACUUCUUCCUGCCGGGACGAAUGCAGCGGCAGCAGCUGGAAAAACUGCGCCUGCUGCGAGGAGACGAGCUCCUGGAGUCCGGAGAUGAGCUGGAGAAGGAGUUGUACCGUGACGCUGCCGAGUGUCUGAACCUUCUGUCCCAGAGACUCGGCUCAAGCAAGUUCUUCUUUGGAGACUCGCCGUCGUCUCUGGACGCAUACGUGUUCGGUCACUUGGCUCCGAUCCUGAAAUCCAAACUGCCCAACGGGAAACUCCAGCAGCAUCUGAAGUCUCUGGAGAACCUGAGCAGCUUCUGCACCAACAUCCUGCUGCUCUACUUCCCCCGAGACGACCGAGAGAGCUCCAGUCAGCAGCCGGCGUCUCAGCCCGAAGGCGGAGACUUCGACCACGUCCCCAACAAGCGGAGGAAGCAGUUCCUGUCGGCUCUGGCGGCGCUGGGCGCCAUGCUGAGCUACGCCCUCCUGACCGGCAUGGUGUCCAUCCAGCACGUCCAGCAGGAGGCGCUGGAGGAGCCGCCAGACCUGCGGACCAUCGGGUCUCACGAGGAGGACGGAGACGACUGAGCGUCACGAUGGACGAGAUGCUGGUUUCUGAACAUAAAUGAAUUAAAGAUGAAUCUGUUUUUUUAAAGAUG
This is a messenger RNA of Scophthalmus maximus (turbot), 1116 nucleotides long. RefSeq names its product metaxin-1-like. The record is from RefSeq and is a predicted model, not a curated record. Gene Ontology annotation, biological process: mitochondrion organization. Gene Ontology annotation, cellular component: SAM complex. The transcript has 8 exons. Lineage: Eukaryota; Metazoa; Chordata; Actinopteri; Pleuronectiformes; Scophthalmidae. The coding region runs from base 77 to 1045 and encodes 322 amino acids.